Messenger RNA from Lytechinus variegatus (green sea urchin), 622 nucleotides. Its product is annotated as cilia- and flagella-associated protein HOATZ-like. The transcript is spliced from 6 exons. Bases 22 to 564 code for a protein of 180 amino acids. Gene Ontology annotation, biological process: cilium assembly. NCBI's taxonomy places the organism in Eukaryota, Metazoa, Echinodermata, Echinoidea, Temnopleuroida, Toxopneustidae. The record is from RefSeq and is a predicted model, not a curated record.
UCGUCGCGUAGGGCAACAAAAAUGGCGUCCACCAUCUCGGGUAAUUUCUUUGGCAGUGACACGAAUCAUUUGUCUGGAGAAGAGAAAUUUCCAGAAAUGACAGAGUUUAGCGGUUCAAGCGAUGAAGACAAGGCAUGUGCUAAGUUAUUUUGGCAAUCUGUGACCCUUCACCCACCAAUCGAAUCAAGGCUGGUAUCUGGAGACAUUAGACAGAGACUUCCAAAUGCUGGCCCUUUUUUGCAAGAUCCAAAUUAUGCUCACGCACCAGAACAAGAUGACCCAAAGUUGAGAGCGUUCCUUGGUAAAGCCCAUGCACAGAUGGUCUAUGAAGAAAGUGAAAAUUUAACAAAACUGGCUAUGAAGAGGCAAGAGACAAGAAUGAUUCAUCAGAAAAGACAAGCUGAAAGAAAAGAGAAAGAGAAGAUUUCCCAUAGAACAAGGAAGCCCCUUGUACCAGAAGAUGACUAUGAGAUCCUUGAUGAUGAAGCCAUGAAUGCAAUGGAUGAACUUGACCAGUUUGACAAAACCCUUGAGGAAAGGAGCCAGAAAAACCUUGUGCUUUGACAAUACGAACUUUGAUAUGGACCUUGUCUUGAUUAGUGAAAUAUGAGGUUUAUGUUAA